UAAACCUUGAACGAUGUCUUUCUUCAAAUCCUAUGGAAAAGUUAAUGAACAUGAGCAAAUGAUGCUUGAAUCAAAAAGGAAAACAAGAAAGAGAAUCACAAUCAUAAGCUUAUCUUCAAUAACCUUUGUUGGUAUUGUAAUUGCAGCUGUAUUUGGAGUUGUUAACAACAACACAAAAAAUGAUCAUGACAAUGACAAUGCUCCUCAAAAUUAUGUCACUAAUUCUAUGAAAGCUGUUUGUGACGUAACAUUGUACAAGGAUUCAUGUUAUAGUAGUCUUGGUUCAAUUGUGAACUCGAGAAAAGAUGUUCAACCCGAAGAAUUGUUCAAAAUUUCAAUGAAUGUGGCAUUAACUCAUGUAUCCAAAGCUGUUGAGUAUUUUAAUGAGCAUGGUGCUUUCAAAAAAUUGAUUGAUGAUAGUAGGACUAAAGAAGCUUUGAAAAAUUGUGGGGAUCUUUUGGGCCUUGCUGUUGAUCAUCUCAAUAAUUCAUUGACUACUUAUGGGGAAAAUUCUUCACUUCUUCAAGUUUUUGAUGAUCUUCAAACAUGGUUAAGUGCUGCAGGUACAUACCAACAAACAUGCAUUGAAGGUUUUGAGGAUACAAAACAAGAAUUUAAGACAAGUGUAACAAACUAUCUAAAAAAUUCAACAGAGUACACAAGCAAUAGUCUUGCCAUCAUUACAUGGAUUAACAAAGCUACAAACACUCUCAAUUUAAGGCGCUUACUAAGUUUACAUCAACAUAAUAAAUUACCAAAAUGGCUUCAUUCAAAAGAUAGGAAACUUCUUGGAACACAAGAUUUGAGAUCAAAAGCUAACAUUGUUGUUGCAAAAGAUGGAAGUGGGAAAUAUAAAACUAUAUCUGAGGCACUUAAACAUGUUCCUAAUAAGAGUAAGAAGAGGACUUUGAUUUAUGUGAAGAAAGGGAUUUACUAUGAAAAUGUUAGAGUUGAGAAGACAAAAUGGAAUGUGAUGAUUAUUGGCGAUGGUAUGAGUGCUUCAAUUGUUUCUGGUAGACUUAACUUUGUGGAUGGCACACCAACAUUUUCAAGUGCAACAUUUGCGGUGUUUGGAAAGAACUUCAUAGCAAAAGACAUGGGUUUCCGCAACACAGCCGGUCCACAGAAGCACCAAGCAGUGGCACUAAUGACAAGUGCAGAUCAAGCAGUUUACUAUAAAUGUUACAUUGAUGGAUAUCAAGACACUCUUUAUGUUCAUUCGAAUCGUCAAUUUUAUAGAGAAUGCAAUAUCUAUGGAACAGUCGAUUUCAUUUUCGGAAAUUCCGCAGUUGUGAUACAAAACUGCAAUAUUUUGCCAAAGUUACCUAUACAUGGACAACAGAACACAAUCACAGCACAAGGAAAAACUGAUCCUAACAUGAACACAGGUAUCUCAAUUCAAUCCUGCAACAUUUCGCCUUAUGGAAACUUGAGUGGUGUUCAAACAUAUCUUGGAAGACCAUGGAAGAAUUACUCAACAACAGUUUACAUGAGAUCAAGAAUGGAAAGUUUUAUUAAUCCAAAUGGUUGGUUACCUUGGAUAGGAAAUUCAGCACCAAACACAAUUUUUUAUGCAGAAUUUCAAAAUGUUGGAUUAGGUGCAUCAACAAAGAAUAGAGUGAAGUGGAAGGGUGUGAAAAGUAUUACUAGUAAACAAGCUAGUAAGUUUUCAGUUAAGGCUUUUCUUCAAGGAGAUAAAUGGAUUCCUGCAUCAGGUGCACCUUUUAAGUCUGAUAUUUGACAGCAGCCAUAAGAUGCAAAAAGCUCCUUUUGUUAGAAAUGUCAUCACAUUUUUUGUUAUAUUUUUCUCAUUUUCCAUUAUUUUACUUUGCAUUAUUAAUU
This is a messenger RNA of Cicer arietinum (chickpea), 1842 nucleotides long. Its product is annotated as putative pectinesterase/pectinesterase inhibitor 24. NCBI's taxonomy places the organism in Eukaryota, Viridiplantae, Streptophyta, Magnoliopsida, Fabales, Fabaceae. Gene Ontology annotation, molecular function: pectinesterase activity; enzyme inhibitor activity. The record is from RefSeq and is a predicted model, not a curated record. Gene Ontology annotation, biological process: cell wall modification.